AUGAGUGUCUCUUAAAAUUAGUAAUAAAUAUAUGAAGAACUAAUGGUAAUCAAAUUAUUUUACUAUAUCAGGAAAAAAUAAAGUAAAAUUCAGAGAUAAAAGAGAAAUUUGAUAGCAGAACUUAAAAUGGAUUAUUAGAUAAGGACUAUGCACAUGAAAUCUUGAUAGAUUGGAGCGAAUUACUUAAUUAUGAUCUCGGUGAUGCAAUUACUUAUUUUGAUCUCGAUAACCCUGACAUACCUCCUGAAGAGAUCAGAUAGCACUUAGAUUUUGACAGUUUCAUUAAUCUGGUGGACAAAUGGCUAUNUCAUUAUCAUUCCAAGCUUAAUUGA
Molecule: messenger RNA, 332 nt
Organism: Paramecium sonneborni
Lineage: Eukaryota; Ciliophora; Oligohymenophorea; Peniculida; Parameciidae
Source: the annotation of a GenBank genome assembly